This is a messenger RNA of Dicentrarchus labrax (European seabass), 6606 nucleotides long. RefSeq names its product golgin A2 (gene golga2). The record is from RefSeq and is a predicted model, not a curated record. Gene Ontology annotation, biological process: Golgi organization. Gene Ontology annotation, cellular component: cis-Golgi network; Golgi cis cisterna; Golgi apparatus. Gene Ontology annotation, molecular function: protein binding. NCBI's taxonomy places the organism in Eukaryota, Metazoa, Chordata, Actinopteri, Moronidae. Bases 53 to 3418 code for a protein of 1121 amino acids. The transcript has 28 exons.
CAACGGACAGCAAACUGAUGACGUGGUUCGGUCCGUUGACCAGAGCAGCAGUAUGGCCGACCAGAGCAGGCAAAUAAAACUCGCUGCAGCUAAGAAAAAGCUGAAGGAGUUUCAGCAGAAGAGCUCCCCUGCUAGUGUGGGAGGAGAAAAGGGUGGUGGAGGAGGAGGAGGAGGAGGAGGUGGUGGUGGUGGAGCAGGGGCCAAGAAGAAGAGGAAGGUGAAGGGACUGAGCCAACACGAUGCACCAUCAACAGACAGAAACUCUCCAGACAAUUUUGACAGUAUUCUGAAAGCACUUAGUCAAAGCAAUGGAGUAGUGCUACCUCCUUAUGGCAACAGUCAGACCUUUGCUGACGUGGAGGCCAUGGGGUCCUCAGUUCCCCAGCUGCUGGAGGACCCAAAGGGGGAGCCUGGUCACAGUUCACCUGUGUCUAACUCUGCUAGCGCUAACACUACUACUAACCCUGAGUCUGUCGGUCACAACACUGACCUGCAGGACUAUCCGGAUACCAACGGCAAUGAGAGUUUAACAGAGGAGAAUAGACCACUGUCUUCCACAGAGAGCCUGCGACAGCUCUCACAGCAACUGAACGGCCUGGUCUCUGAGUCAUCUGCUGCAUAUGUGAAUGGGGAUACUGCAUCACCUGGCAAUGAGAGAGAACUGGAGAUUCGGAACCAGGAGCUGGCAGCCGCCCUGGAGUCCAGCAACCUAACAAACUCUCAGCUCAAUACCAAGCUAGACCAGCUGGUACAGCAAUCUCAAGGGCUCUCAGAUCAGCUACAAAAGGAGCGAAAAGAUUUUGAACAGAGAUUUUCAAGAGAGCAGGGUGCCAUGCGCGAACAAUUACAGGUUCACAUCCAGACCAUUGGUAUACUGGUAUCAGAGAAAUCAGAGCUACAAACAGCACUACAAUACACACAACAGGCUGCACGGCAGAAAACAGCUGAGACAGAGGAGUUGAAUAACCGUCUGCAGGCAACAAGGCAGAGAGUGUCAGAGCUGGAGAGAACUCUCUCCUCUGUCUCAACACAGCAGAAACAGUUUGAAAAGCACAACAAAGAGCUUGAAAAGGAGAGAGACAACCUGAGGCUAGAGAUGUUUAGACUUAAUAAUAUGAGUGAGGAGUCGAAGCAGCAGAACUCGGAGAUGUCGGAGCAGCUGAAGCUGAGUACACAAGAGAAUGGAGCAAUGAGGCUGGAGGUGGAAGAUCUUCGCAAGAGACUUGAGAUAGCCGACCUCAUGUUGCAACAGUGCUCCAAUCAGUCAGAUCCCACCAGUGCCAACCAGCAGGUCCAGUUACUGCUGGAAGAUAAGCAGCAGCUGGAGGCACAUAAUCAACAGUUGUUGGAGUCGAUUGCCCAGCUGCAGACCGAGAGGGACUGUUAUGCAGAGCAGAUUCAUGAGGAAGGACGUGUAUGGAAGGACAAAACAGAACAGCUGCUAACACAGGUGUCUUUGGUUGCAGAGGAGAGGGACAGAAACAUCAGCCGAGUCCAAGAACUGGAGGCCAGCAUCACAGAGCUGAAAAAUGCUGCAGCAUUAUUGUCCCAGGAGAGAGAGGCUCAGGAUAUUGCAGAAACUCAGUCCUCGGGACCAUCAGAGAGUGAGGUGGCUCUGCAGGAGGCACUCAGCACUCUACAACAGGAGAAAGACGCUCUUACUGCACAGUACCAAGCACAGCUGCGAGAUAACGAGCAGCUGAGCCGCCUGUGUGCAGAACAGGAGACGCGUCUUGGGGAGCUGGAGCGGCAGGUGGGCAGCCAAGUCCAGGAUGAAGGGGACCGCCGGCGCAUGUUGGAGGAUGUUCAGUCAGACAAGGCCACUAUUAGUCGUGCUCUCACCCAGAACCGGACACUGAAGGACCAGCUGGCUGAGCUACAGAACGGUUUUGUCAAACUGACUAAUGAGAACAUGGAGCUGACCACUGCCAUCCAGUCAGAGCAACACGUGAAAAAAGAGCUGGCUCGUAGAAUGGGUGAACUGCAAGAGGCACUGCACAAUUUCAAGGAGCAGCUGGAGCUUAAAAAUAAGGAGACUCAGGCUCUGAUGGAGCAGAGGGACCAGGUAGUGGCCUACCUGCAGCAGUACUGUGCUGGCUACCAGACCCUGGCCUCAGAGAGAGAACAGCUCCACCAACAGCAUCUGCAGCAGAUCCAGCUCAUGGACCGGCUGCAGCAUGAUGAAAGUCAGGGCCGCGUGCAACUGGAGAUCAGUCACAAUCAGCUCAAACAAGCGCAGGAGCAUUUGGACCUGUUAGCCAGAGACAAUGAGCAGUUGAAGGCUGAGGUGAAGGAGCUGCUCAAUAGCUCAGCUCUUGCCUCGUCAUCCAGAGACCAAGGCGAUGGAGUGGAAAGCCAGUCCAUGCAAGAGAGCCCAAAGAAGUCCUCCUCCAUAGUUAUCCCAGAAGACUUUGAGAGCCAGAAGGAGAUGGAGGAGUUUAUCCGAGGAACUGUGGCUCAGUUGGAGGCCGAGAGGGAUGAGGCCAGAAGGCAAUUGGAGGAAGAGCAUAGGCUCCACAUGGCAGCCCGGCACCAGACCGCUGUGGCCCUCAGCCUUGAACACCAACACUACAGCCACAAACCUGUUCAUGACCACCAUCACGAGCAUCAUGAGCAUCACGAGCAUCACGAGCAUGAUCACUCUCAGGGCCAACAUAGUCAAUGUGAACACAGUCAUGAGCAUUCAGAAGGAGGAGUACCUGUGGAAGUUCAUCAGGCCCUGCAAGUUGCCAUGGAGAAGCUUCAGCAUCGUUUCACCUCCCUCAUGCAAGAGAAAGCUGACCUGAAGGAGAGGGUGGAGGAGUUAGAGCACCGCUGCAUCCAGCUGUCUGGAGAGACAGACACUAUAGGGGAGUACAUAGCCCUGUACCAGAGUCAGCGGGCCAUUAUGAAGCAGAAACACCAUGAGAAGGAGCAGUACAUCAGCAUGCUGGCUCAGGACAAGGAGGAGAUGAAGAUGAAGCUGGCUGAGCUGCAGGAUCUGGUGAUGAGGUUGGUGGCUGAGAGGAAUGACUGGUACAGCCGCUACACCGGAGCUGUGGCUGGCGCAGGCACAGUGAACCCAGACCUUCUUCCUGUCGGGGAGGAUCACGCUCACCCAGAGCACCAAGCACACACACACACAGAGUUUGAUGCUGUCAGUGGAGCAGAAGCCAUGGAGGUCAUUCCUCUGUCGGAGCCCACCACAGACCUGGAAGCCUCCUCGUCCCAGACGCUUUCGACCGGGUCGGCCCAAACUGACUCCAAGCCCCUGGGCCCCAAAGAAGACGGCACAGCCCAGCAGAUCAUGCAGCUGCUCCAGGAGAUCCAGAACCCUCAGGGAGCACUAAGGUCACCCCACUUCCUCGGAGAAAACCCCUGCAUCCCCUUCUUCUACCGGCCUGAUGAACAGGACGAAGUCAAGAUCCUGGUGGUGUGAGUUGCGGGUGUGACAGAGGCUGGUGUGUAUGUGUGAGAGAUAUUGGACAUGUCUUGAAGUCUGGGGAAUAUUAAACACCACAGUUUACCGUCUUUGUAGCUUAUUUAUCAUAUUCAUAAACACUUUGACACCCUGCAAAACUGGUCACUGGUCUUUGACCCAAUUACAUGAAAAUGUCCCCUCUCUGUUCUGUGUGUUGGCACUCAUGUGUGCAUGGUUAAAAGUCUUUUCUAUUUGAUGUUUUUAUGUUUUUGGGGUUGUUUUUGUCUAUGAUGCUCUUCCCAGAGAAGAGAUGAUCAGUAUUCCUUAAUGUAAUCUGAUUAGUCUCCUUACCACAAUUUUUAAUUCCCAUCCUUCCUCUCGUCUCCCGUCUUACACAUAAGUGCAAUAAAGGGGGCCGUAUAUCCUCCUCGCUGAUAAAGUACUUAAAGAGCUGUCAGAAAAUUAGCAGCGUGUUCGUGUGCAACUUAAUUUUAGUGCAAAUCUCAGUUUUACACAAUUCACUGUACAAAUGCCAAAAAAUAGCCUCACGUUUGAAUGUAAUAACGAGAAUAUUUACCUGUAUGUCUGUGUAAUGACGAAAUGUGAGGAGAACAGAUGAUGGUGAAAGGGCGGAGAAGAGACGGAGAGUGAGGUGUAAGUUAAAAGUCGGAAAAGAAACUUGGUGCACAUAAUAGCUUUUGAACUGAAGGCGCCAUUCUGUUUCAAAGUGAAGAGCUCGCUAGUUACAUGAUCAGGUUCAGGAAGGUGGAGGCAGGUGUCGCAGAUUGGUACUGUCCCUAAAACUACCUUUUCUCUACAUUGUCUUUUUGCUCCAAACACUGAAAAAGAAGUCGUAUGUUUGUACAGUGCGAAAUGUUAAUAUAUGUGAAACCUUUGUGUUGUGAUGUCAGAGAGAAGUCACCACCGUUACAAAAAGGUGUUUUCUGAGUCAUUAGGGGAGAGAUGCAAUUUAGAGACCCCAAAAAAACUAAUCAGUCAAAGUUAUUAAGCCAUUUUUUUUCUGAUUAGUUGCUGAAACAGUGGAGAAGCACAUCUUCUUCACACUGUAAUUCAGAUGAAUACUAGAGCUUGGGGUGCGCUGCUUUUUUUCUGCUUUAUCUUUGCCAUUAGUGUGAGGAAGUUGCAGGAAGUUUGGUGUUAAAAUCUCUUUAUCUGCACUUAAUCUUUCUUCUUCAGUUAUUCUACCCCACAGUAUCAUCACUCAAGUCAUGAAAAUCUAUAUUUAUUUCCUCGUCAGAGAUGCUCAUCCAUAACUGAGCUGUAACCUCUAUUUCAUGGGGUCUUUAAGUUUCUAAACAAAUUGACACUAUUAAUAAGAGCCUGUUCUGUUCUGUUACGUUUGCAUGUAGUUCCACAUAUCAAAGAUGAUUCGAUGCACAUCAUUUACAACUGGACUGUGAGUGUAUGUGAUGCGUGCGUGUAAUCCAGACCUUUUCCUCUUCAGCUGAAGUCCCAUCUGUUGUGCUUUUUUUUCCUAUCGUAUAAUAUAAGUAUGAUUGCACUAAAACUGUACAAAGCUUCUCAUUCAGCUCAAUGACGGAUGGUUCUAUCAUAGAGCCUCUUAGCUGGCUUAAUAAUGUCUGGAGAAAAAGGGGAAUCCUAUGACGCCUCUCUCUUAAGCUGAGGGUUCCAGUUGAAGCAAAUUUAAUUGGAAGUGUGUGUGUGUGCGUGCGUGCAGUGUUGCACUUGGAAUAUGAAGGAGGACGGUGUGUAAAUAUAAGUAGAAGGUAAAUUUAAUGAGAUUGCUCACUUCAACAAGUCGUGAUGUUAUUCCCAAAAGAGAGGGACCAAUCAGAAUUUGAGAAAAUGAACAUCUCUUUCCAAAACUGGAGGACAAAACUAAUCAGCUUUGUCAUGUUCAUAUUUUGACCAACAACACUUGAGUAAACCUCGUUUGGGCAUUAAAAGGGUCCCAAGAUCUGGAUCGAUGUUUCAGGCUUUAAGAGAUGCUCAUAUUCACAAAUGUAGAUUGGAGGAUGAAUUGUUCGGCAUCUUCACUGAGAGCUACGCAAUCACAGCAGAAUGUUUCUUUCUUUUUUCUUUUUCUUUUUCUUUUUUUUUUUUAAUUUCAGAUCAAAUCUUGGCAAAGGCCUCUGUUUUGUGAGAGUCUUUCCAUGAUUUGAAUAUGCAAGGUUAUGAGGGUCUCACUGUAAGUCAUACAAAAAAAUAAAAAUAAAACACAAACUACUUUUGGAGGUGUUUUUUUACCCUCUUAUUUGGAUGUCUUUUAAUUUUUAAGAUCCUCUUUUUUGUGUUCACUUUGAAGAAGAGUAGACAUUGGCAUCAAAUAUUAAAUUGCACACUUGAUAUUUAUCACUGAAAGCAACAGGACAGAAGGCAUUGGUGGUAUUUUAAACUUAUUAUAGGAAGCAAAAUGUAAUUAAAAUAUAAGGUAUGUGGAGGCCUUAUUUACUUGGUGGUUUUUUUUUUACAGGGAAAGUAAACAGCACUGCGUCUACCCUAAACCACAGCACUUUAUAAGUAAACGCUGUGGUUCCUCUCAUUCUUGAUUUUUUUUUUAUUAUUCCUCGCUUCAUAGCAUUCUGUCACUUUUUUGUUUCCUUUGAAACAUGCCACAAAGUAUGAUUUUCCUUCAUUUUGUUUCUGGGAGUGGGCAGAGAGGUAAAUAUACAAUAAAAUCCUUGUAGUGUUGUUUCGGGGCUUGUAAAAUAACAAAUAAAACAAUGUGGAUAUAAAAAUUACUUCCCACGCUUUCUAAUUCACUGUUAAAUAUGUUAUGCGUGAUUGAAAGAACUAGCAGUGAGAAAGCAUUUAUUGUCUUUACUGUAAGAGAGGUGGUGUAUAUACUGUAACUGUGUAAGAUAUUGUAUAUUCAUUAUGCCUGGUGUGUGGGGGGAAAGCUGCUCUGCCAUGUUUACUGGCAGCGUGGACUGCGUGUAUGUCUGUUAGUUCAGAGUCGGGCAUUGGCAGUUACUGACUGGCUGUGAUUUAAUACAAAGAUUGACUAAAAAAAAGAGAAAAUAUUAUAUUUAUUUGGUAUAAGUUAGUAUCUCAACUAAUCAGUUUUAAUGUAAAAUAGAAGUGACUGUUGGAUGGAAAAUAAUUAUUAUUCAGAGAACUGAUCUGUUUGAGGGCUGCUUCUGACAGAAGCUUACUGAUUUUUUUUUUUCCUUGAGUAAUAUUUUCUCUCCUUCUCCUGAAUAAAACUGAUUGAGCGACUUACA